Cataglyphis hispanica is the source of this 920-nucleotide messenger RNA. RefSeq lists its product as uncharacterized. Gene Ontology annotation, cellular component: nucleosome. The transcript is spliced from 4 exons. Gene Ontology annotation, molecular function: structural constituent of chromatin; protein heterodimerization activity; DNA binding. Bases 346 to 744 code for a protein of 132 amino acids. NCBI's taxonomy places the organism in Eukaryota, Metazoa, Arthropoda, Insecta, Hymenoptera, Formicidae. The record is from RefSeq and is a predicted model, not a curated record.
CUUUUGCAUAAGCGCACAACCAUAAACAUAAAGAAAUUGAUUGGUCCACAAACAUAUGUAUGAGGAAAUGAACCAAUCAAUUUCCUCAUGCUUAUGACUAUGCGCUUAUGCAAAAGUGUGUGUUCUCCGCUUUAUAUUACGGUGAGAUUUUUAUGCUCACAUAAAAUUGGCGCCAAUUCGUUACGUUAAACCAAGAUCAGUCAAAUUCGUGUCUAAUUUAUCGUGAUAAAUGUACUAUUUUUUGACUCAACUCUGUACUUUAAAGUGUCGUGGAAUAUUAUUCACAAUAUUUAUAUAAUAAGUAAAAGCCCUUUUAUUAGAAAUAAUCACGAGAGAGAUCAUAUAAUGGUUCGACGAAAAUCCGUACCAAGAUCAAUCGCCACACCUGAACCUGGGGAAACAGAAAGUAACAGAACAAAUGUAAUAGUGAACAAACGCAAAAGAAAAAGUCGGGUACUGCAAGAGAUCAAGCAUCUAAGGAGGACUACGCACUUUCUCAUACCUAAACUACCUUUUUCGCGAUUAAUUAGAGAAAUUAUGAUUGAUUUAUUCCCCAGACAGGAAAUUAAUAGGAUACAAGCUUCUGCCCUCGAAGCUUUACAAGAGGCAACAGAGAUGUAUAUUGUACAAUUCUUCGAGGAUGCAUUGCUGUUGGCAUUGCAUGCUAAACGGGUUACUCUUAUGCGACACGAUAUGAUUCUAAUGCGCAGAUUGAGAGGUCGCUCAGAUAUCAUAAAUAGAUAGGAAUCUCAUUUGUAAUUAAAUUGAUAUUUUUGUAUAUUUUUUUAGAUAAAAAGUAUUUUUCAUAAUAUAAAUCUUUUCUUCUAUUAUCGAUUAGAAUGAAUGAUAGAAGAGUUUUCAUGAUUAAAUCAAAUUUGACAAAAGAAGAAUUACAUACUAAUUAUAUAAAACUUUUCAAA